CCCUUCGUCGUUCGGUCGCGCGGCUGGCUCUGCGGCGAGCGGCUCUGCGCCCUGCUGCUCGACUACUUGCCCGGCGGCUCGCUCGGGGCCCUCCUCCGGCGCACCGGCCCGCUCGGCCAGCGCGCGGCUCGCUUCUACGUCGGCCAGGCCGCCCUCGGCCUCGCGCACUUGCACGAGCGCCGCGUCGGCCACCGCGACCUCAAGCCGGACAACCUCUGCCUCUCCUCCGCCGGCCACUGCACGCUGGGCCAGGGCCAGGGCGAGGGCGAGGGCGAGGGGCGGUCCUUCUCUCUGCUCGGCACGCCCGACUACCUGGCGCCCGAAAUGUUCCUGCGGGAGGGCCACGGGCCGCGCGUCGACUUGUGGGCACUCGGCGCAACCCUCUACGAGCUCCUCCUCGACGCUCUCCCUUUCGGCAGCGGCGGCGACCCCACGGCCACCUACGCCGCAGCGCUGCGCGGUGCGCCUCACUUCCCGGCCUCGCCCUUCCUCUUUUGCGCGGCUGCAAAGGACCUCGUGAUGGCGCUGCUGAGCCGCGACCCAACGGCGCGCCCCUCGCCGUCCGCGCUGCUCCAGCACCCCUUUUUCGGCGCGGGCGCCUUCCCAAAG
This is a messenger RNA of Emiliania huxleyi CCMP1516, 609 nucleotides long. RefSeq lists its product as hypothetical. Gene Ontology annotation, molecular function: ATP binding; protein kinase activity. The transcript is spliced from 4 exons. The record is from RefSeq and is a predicted model, not a curated record. NCBI's taxonomy places the organism in Eukaryota, Haptophyta, Isochrysidales, Noelaerhabdaceae. Gene Ontology annotation, biological process: protein phosphorylation. The annotation marks the transcript as partial.